GGAAACCCAUUCCUAAAGCAGACAGACUUGUCCCUCUAGGUUGUGGUACUGAUGGUGGCCCGUCACUCCCAGCUUGGGCCUGACAGACCCUUGAGAGCCCAGAAUGGCAAGAGGCCCCAGACAGCAGGACUGGUCCUCAGAGUUCCCAGACAAGACAGGAGGAUGCCAGGGUAAAGUGCAGGGACUGCGGGGCAUUUGGAAACAAGGCAUCAAGCACCAGAUGCCCCAUAAAACACUGGGGUGCCACCCUCCUCCCCUUGGCCUGGGCUCCAAGGGGCUGAAGGAGAACGUGGAGCAAUGGAGUCAGCAGGACCAGCGGCACCAGGCUGAGCCGUUGAACCAGGCUGAGAGGGAGAAGGUAGAGAGACAAAGGCAAGAAGCAGAGCAGAGGAAGGCCCUGCUCCACAGGUUCUCCAGGAGACCCCGAGAGGGGCAGAAGGGCACCUGGAAGGAAGGCACAGAAUCUUGGGAUUAUGUGAGGGUGAGUGUGCGCUGUUUCCCACUGCUGUCCUUGGUGGUCACUCCUGAAAUACAUACCAUCCUCAGAGAAGAACAGACCACUGUCUUUCGUGACACAUCAUCCCACACUGGCCAUCCCCACUCAGGAGCUGCCACUGUGACUCUCCAGCAGCAGGACUCCUAUCACCUCCAGAGCAGAGCAGAUGGAAGAGCCGGUCCAAGGGAGUAA
Messenger RNA from Canis lupus familiaris (dog), 688 nucleotides. RefSeq names its product putative protein FAM90A24P. The record is from RefSeq and is a predicted model, not a curated record. NCBI's taxonomy places the organism in Eukaryota, Metazoa, Chordata, Mammalia, Carnivora, Canidae. Bases 104 to 688 code for a protein of 194 amino acids. The transcript has 4 exons.